Molecule: messenger RNA, 2187 nt
Organism: Podospora pseudocomata
Lineage: Eukaryota; Fungi; Ascomycota; Sordariomycetes; Sordariales; Podosporaceae
Exons: 3
Coding region: 1-2187 (728 amino acids)
Molecular function (GO): protein binding
Source: RefSeq, a predicted model, not a curated record
AUGGCAUCGUCUAAUACAUUGCCUGCCAGCAAUCGCCAGCACUACGAGACCAAGGCACCGGCCCAGCAUAAAGACGAACAAUGCCUUACCCACCUGCAAGCAACCGACCCCCGCCACGACAAGGACAAUAUCGAGUUAAGAAAGGGUGGUCUCCUCAGAGAGUCAUACUGCUGGGUUCUCAGUCAUGACAAUUUCCGCCGAUGGCGCGACAACCGAGAUGGCCAGUUGCUCUGGGUUAGAGGCGAUCCUGGCAAGGGCAAAACGAUGUUGCUCUGCGGAAUAAUUGAUGAGCUGGAGAAUGACACUGCGCGCACAGACAACAUCGCGUUUUUCUUCUGUCAGGCCACGGACGAUCGCCUCAGCAAUGCUACAGCGGUCCUCCGUGGGCUGAUCUACCUGCUUGUGACCAAGCAGCAGCCGGAACUUAUUUCACACGUUCGCGAAAGCUGCUAUGGUUUGGGGAAAGAGGGCUUCCAAGGCCCCACUUCAUGGGUGGUAUUGUCAAAGAUUUUUACCAACAUUCUCGAAGACCCGAAGUUACAGGGAACAUAUCUAAUCAUUGACGCGCUUGACGAGUGUACUGGAGACCGGGACCUGCUUCUCGACCUUAUCGCAGGCAAGUUAUCAGCAUACCCGAAAGUUAAGUGGCUCGUAUCCAGUCGCAACUGGCCGGACAUCGAGGAGAGUCUCAACACCGCAACACAGAAAAUAAACCUACGUCUUGAGCUGAAUGAAGAGUCUGUCUCCGCUGCUGUCACCACAUAUAUCCAGUCCGAAAUAGAUAAGCUUGCGAAGCGGAAAAAAUACAAUAACGAUACGCGGGACGCUGUCAAGCGCUAUUUGGAUACGAACGCACAUGGGACCUUCCUCUGGGUAGCGUUGGUCUGUCAAGAGCUCGCCAAGAUUUCGAGAUGGGAAGCUGUGGAGAUAUUAACAACAUUUCCGCCUGGGCUCGAUGCAAUCUAUGAACAGAUGAGGGACCAGAUCAACAAGUCGAGAAAUGCUAAACUUCUCCAAAGAAUACUGGCUGUCAUCUCGGUCGUAUACCGACCUAUCACAUUAAACGAACUACCAGCCCUCGUAGAUAUGCCAGACUGUUCCUCUGGAAAUGUCGAGGAUCUAACAGAGAUCGUAGAGCUUUGCGGCUCUUUCCUGACACUACGCCAACACACGAUAUCAUUCGUCCACCAAUCCGCUAAAGACUUCCUACUCAGCAACGGCACGCACCAAGAUUCACGAGACGUUGUUAGUUGGGUUUUCCCUCAAGGGAAGGACGAUGUACACAAUAGCGUCUUCUUAAGGUCGCUAAGUGCGAUGUCUACGAUAUUGCACCGCGACAUAUACGGUUUAAAGUUACCGGGAUUCCCAAUCAACGGGGUUCCAACGCCAUGUCCAGACCCGCUGGCCACAGUCCGGUAUUCGUGCGUCUUCUGGGUUGACCAUCUCCGCGAGUCGAUUUCUGAUAAAGACACGCCACAACGCAACACACUGGUUGCGGCCCAGACAUUCCUUGAACAGAAGUAUCUUUACUGGCUCGAAGCUCUCAGUUUACUCCGAGCUAUGUCGGAGGGUGUUAUUGCUAUAAGAAAACUUGAGGGCCUACUAGGGCGAAUUCAUCAAAGGCAGCUAACAACCUUUAUUCGGGAUGCGUACCGGUUCGCUCUCUCCUACAGAUGGAUAAUCGAGCAAGCCCCUCUUCAGGCGUACACAUCAGCCCUCGUAUUUGCACCGCUUGGCAGUCUAAUGAAGAAGAAAUUUAAGACGGAAGAACCUAGCUGGAUCAGUGCAAAGCCAGUAGUAGAAGCGGACUGGAAUGCGUGCCUCCAGACGCUCGAAGGCCAUAGCGGCUCGGUUAACUCGGUCGCCUUUUCGGCGGAUGGCCAGCGGCUCGCAUCCGGAUCACACGACCGUACCGUCAAGAUCUGGGAUCCCGCCUCGGGCCAAUGCCUCCAGACGCUCCACGGCCAUAGCGACGAGGUUAACUCGAUCGCCUUUUCGGCGGAUGAUCUAAGGGCGCAUGGGUAUAGGUUGGGGUCAGAUAAGACCUGGGUUAUUUGUAACGGCCAGAAUGUGCUAUGGUUACCACCUGAAUACCGCCCAACCUGCUCGGUAAUCCAAGGGCGGGUGGUAGCCAUUGGCUGUUCAUCAGGGCGAGUUUUUACUAUUGGCUUCUCGCGUGACAUAUAA